AGCAGCCCCUGAUCAUGUGACUCCUCCUCCUCCAUAUGACUGAUCACAUGACGGUGACAUCAUCGCAGGUCCUGUACACGGCUCCUCUACAGAUACAGGACGUGACGGUCUAUUUCUCCAUGGAGGAGUGGGAGUAUGUAGAAGGACACAAGGAUCAGUACAAGGAUCAGGUGAUGAUGGAGGAUCAGCAGCCCCUAACAUCACCAGUCAGAUCCAGUAAGAGAACAGCACCAGAGAGGUGUCCCUGUCCUGAUGAGCAGAAUAUGGAGGACAUUCCUACAGGGAAAAAUCUGAUCUAUAUUAAUGCUACAGACAUAAAGGAAGAAAAACAGACAGAUGUGAGCGGUGAUGAGCAGUAUAAGCAGGACAUUCCUACAGGGAAAGAUCUUAUCUAUAUUAAUACUACAGACAUAAAGGAAGAAGAAGAGACCGAUGUGAGCGGUGAUGAAAAGUAUAUGGAGGACAUUCCUACAGGGAAAGAUAUGAACUAUAUGAAUACUACAGACAUAAAGGAAGAGGAGGAGACAUAUGUGAGCGGUGAUGAGCAGUAUAUAGAGGAUAUUCCUACAGGAAAAGAGUUGAACAAUAUUAAUGCGACAGACAUAAAGGAAGAAGAAGAGACCGAUGUGAGCGGUGAUGAAAAGUAUAUGGAGGACAUUCCUACAGGGAAAGAUAUGAACUAUAUGAAUACUACAGACAUAAAGGAAGAGGAGGAGACAUAUGUGAGCGGUGAUGAGCAGUAUAUAGAGGAUAUUCCUACAGGAAAAGAGUUGAACAAUAUUAAUGCGACAGACAUAAAGGAAGAAGAAGAGACAGAUAUGAGCAGUGAUGAGCAGUAUGAGGAGGUCAUUCCUAUAGGAAAAUAUCUGAUUUAUACUCAGGCUACAGACCUAAAGAAAGAAGAAGAGACAGACGUGAGCGGUGAUGAGCAGUAUACGGAGGACAUUCCUGCAGGGAAAGAUCUGCUCUAUAGUAGUGCUACAGACAUAAAGGAAGAAGAGGAGGAGACAGAUGUGAGCAGUGAUAAGCAGUAUAAGGAGGAACUUCCUACAGGUAACCAUCCAGAUUCUUGUAGCAGGAGAUCAGAGGAGAAUCUUAUAUCUUCAGAUUAUAAAGCAGAUGAUGAUAUCACACAAGAUACAUAUGAAGAACAUUCCAUUAUCCCAGAUACACCCUCAGCCCUUCACAGCCAAGAUCUGUCAUCUCAUCCUUAUAUACAGGUCCCAACAUUCAUCCUUAUAUACAGUUCUCAUUCAUCACAGGAUGUUGGGCAAAAUAAAAGUGUUGAGCAUCAGAAAACUACCACAGAGAAGAAGCCAUUUCCAUGUUCAGAAUGUGGGAUAUGUUUUACUCUGGAAUCUAAUCUUGUUCAGCAUCAAAUAAUUCACACAGGAGGAGAGAUAUUACAAUGCCCAGAAUGCGGGAAAUGUUUAAUUCAAAAAUCAGAUGUUGUUCAGCAUCAGGGAAUUCACACAGAUGUUAAAUUCUUACAAUGCCCAGAAUGUGGGAAAUGUUUUACUCGGAAAUCCGAUGUUCUUGAACGUCUAAGAACUCACACAGGAGAGAAGCCAUUUUCAUGUUCAGAAUGUGAAAGAAGUUUUACUCGUGAAUCAAAUCUUAAACAACAUCAGAGAACUCACACACAGGAGAAAUUUUCAUGCUCAGAAUGUGGAAAAUCUUUUCCUUCCAACUUAGAACUUGUAACACAUCAAAGAACUCACACAGGAGAAAAGCCAUUUUCAUGUUCAGAAUGUGAAAAAAGUUUUCCUUGCGAAACAAAUCUUAAAAAACAUCAGAUAAUUCACACACUGGAGAAAUUUUCAUGCUCAGAAUGUGGAAAAUCUUUUACUACCAGCUUAAAACUUCUAACACAUCAAAGUACUCACACAGGAGAGAAGCCAUUUUCAUGUUCAGUAUGUGAAAGCAGUUUUACUCGCCAUUCAAAUCUUAAAAAACAUCAGAGAACUCACACACAGGAGAAAUUCGCCUGCUUGGAAUGUGGAAAAUCUUUUCCUUCCAAAUCAAAACUUGUAACACAUCAAAGAACUCACACAGGAGAGAGGCCAUUUUCAUGUUCAGAAUGUGGGAAAUGUUUUAUUAGCAAAUCACAUCUUGUUAUGCAUCAAAGAACUCACACAGGGGAGAAGCCAUUUUCAUGUUCAGAAUGUGGGAAAUGUUUUACUCAGAAAUCAAGUCUUGUUCAUCAUCAACGAGAUCACACAGGAGAGAAACCAUAUUCAUGCUCAGAAUGUGGGAAAUGUUAUCUUAAAAAAUCACAUUUUGUUCGACAUCAAAGAACUCACACAGGAGAGAAGCCAUUUUCAUGUUCAGAAUGUGGGAAAUGUUUUUUUCAGAAACCACAUCUUGUUCGACAUCAAAGAUCUCACACAGGGGAGAAGCCAUUUUCAUGUUCAGAAUGUAGGAAAUGUUUUUUUCAGAUACCAGAUCUUGUUACACAUCAAAGAACUCACACAGGAGAGAAGCCAUUUUCAUGUUCAGAAUGUGGGAAAUGUUUUAUUGGCAAAUCAAAUCUUGUUAAACAUCAAAGAACUCACACAGGGGAGAAGCUCUUUUCGUGUGCAGAGUGUGGGAAAUGUUUUAUUCAGCAUUCAAAUUUUGUUCGGCAUCAAAGAACUCACACAGGGGAGAAGCCCUUUUCAUGUGCAGAGUGUGGAAAAUGUUUUACUCAGCAAUCAAAUUUUGUUAAACAUCAAAGAACUCACACAGGGGAGAAGCCAUUUUCAUGUUCAGAAUGUGGGAAAAGUUUUACUCAGAAACCACAUCUUGUUAAACAUCAAAGAAUUCACACAGGGGAAAAGCCAUUUUCAUGUUCAGAAUGUGGAAAAUGUUUUUCUGACCAAUCAAGUUUUGUUCAACACGAACAAACUCACUCAGGGGAGAAGCCAUUUUCAUGUGUAGAAUGUGAGAAAUGUUUUACUCAGGAAACAAAUCUUGUUAAACAUCUAAGAACUCACACAGGGGAAAAAACAUUUUCAUGUUCUGAAUGUGGAAAAUAUUUUCCUAGGAAAUCAAAUCUUGUUCAGCAUCAAAGAACUCACACAGGGGAGAAGCCAUUUUCAUGUUCAGAGUGUGGGAAAUAUUUUAGUAACCAAUCAUAUGUUGUUAAACACCAAAGAACUCACACAGGAGAGAAGCCAUUUUCAUGUUCAGAAUGUGGGAAAUGUUUUACUGAGCAAUCAAGUCUUGUUCUUCAUGAACGAAUUCACACAGGAGAGAAGCCAUUUUCAUGUGUAGAAUGUGAGAAAUCUUUUACUCAGAAAAUACAUCUUGUUCAGCAUCAAAGAACUCACACAGGGGAGAAGCCAUUUUCAUGUCCAGAGUGUGAGAAAUGUUUUAGUAACCAAUCAUCUCUUGUUAAACACCAAAGAACUCACACAGGGGAGAAGCCAUUUUCAUGUCCAGAGUGUGAGAAAUGUUUUAGUAACCAAUCAUCUCUUGUUAAACACCAAAGAACUCACACAGGGGAGAAGCCAUUUUCAUGUCCAGAGUGUGAGAAAUGUUUUAGUAGCCAAUCAUAUGUUGUUAAACACCAAAUAACUCACACAGGGGAAAAGCCAUUUUCAUGUUCAGAAUGUGGGAAAUGUUUUACUCAGCAAUCAAAUCUUGUUCAGCAUCAAAGAACUCACACAGGGAAGAAGCCAUUUUCAUGUUCAGAAUGUGGGAAAUGUUUUAGUUACCAAUCAUCUCUUGUUAAACACCAAAGAACUCACACAGGAGAGAAGCCAUUUUCUUGUUCAGAAUGUGGGAAAUGUUUUAUUGGCAAAUCAAAUCUUGUUAAACAUCAAAGAACUCACACAUGGGAGAAUCGCUUUUCAUGUGCAGAGUGUGGGAAAUGUUUUACUCAGCAAUCAAAUUUUGUUCGGCAUCAAAGAACUCACACAGGAGAGAAGCCAUUUUCAUGUUCAGAAUGUGGGAAAUGUUUUACUCAGAAAUCAAGUCUUGUUCAGCAUCAAAGAACUCACACAGGGGAGAAGCCAUAUUCAUGCUCAUAAUUUAGGAAAUGUUUUACUCAGAAAUCAACACUUAUUAGACAUCUAAGAAUUCACACAGGAGAGAAGCCAAUUCAGAGCAAUAAAUGAUGCAGAUAACACAUCUAUAUAUUCACCAUGUACAUAGGAUAUCUGACAUUUAUACAUAUAUCAUAUACUGCAUCUCCAAACUUGUUCCCAAUUGUUAAUAAAAGUUUUCUUUUAGAACGUAGUCACCGAUCCAGCGAUGUCAUCACUAUAGUUUACAUGGUAGGAAAAGAGUGUGAUAUAUGGUUGUGAUAUUCACUGCUCCUCAUGGAGAAGACCCAACAGGCAUAAUCCAUGGGGAGCUGCUACUGGAGACCCAAACACCUCAGAGAGAAGGGACUUAUUCCAGUGAUGAAGAAUUCCAGGACAUGACCAGAUUAGAGACACAAAAUCACUUCUAUCUUCUGGCUUCUAGGACAUUCUGAUCCUAUAGGUGUUAGAUUAGUGGGGUCUCCUACUCUACACAGGGUCCUUCCUUAGGUUAUAGAGGGAAGAACAAGUUGUAUUUGGCCGAAAUGCGGAGAAGAAUUAACCAGGUGGCUCUAUGGUUGGUUCCCAGAUCUCUGAGGGUAUGAAGCCUCCGACAUUUAUGACAUAGUAGCUGAGUAUACGGCGUUGUCCGGUUUUCCCUACUUAAUCCUUGUGG
This is a messenger RNA of Hyla sarda, 4683 nucleotides long. Its product is annotated as zinc finger protein 84-like. Gene Ontology annotation, molecular function: DNA-binding transcription factor activity; RNA polymerase II cis-regulatory region sequence-specific DNA binding. The record is from RefSeq and is a predicted model, not a curated record. NCBI's taxonomy places the organism in Eukaryota, Metazoa, Chordata, Amphibia, Anura, Hylidae. The transcript has 5 exons. Gene Ontology annotation, biological process: regulation of transcription by RNA polymerase II. Bases 36 to 4013 code for a protein of 1325 amino acids.